Messenger RNA from Malassezia japonica, 4326 nucleotides. RefSeq names its product UDP-glucose--hexose-1-phosphate uridylyltransferase (gene GAL7). Gene Ontology annotation, biological process: beta-D-galactose catabolic process via UDP-galactose, Leloir pathway. The transcript has 10 exons. Bases 1 to 4326 code for a protein of 1441 amino acids. NCBI's taxonomy places the organism in Eukaryota, Fungi, Basidiomycota, Malasseziomycetes, Malasseziales, Malasseziaceae. Gene Ontology annotation, molecular function: zinc ion binding; UDP-glucose:hexose-1-phosphate uridylyltransferase activity. The record is from RefSeq and is a predicted model, not a curated record. Gene Ontology annotation, cellular component: cytoplasm.
AUGCGCUCGCCGCGGCCAGAGGCAAGGGCGGCCGUACGGCGCGUCUUUUAUCCCCAAGCGAGCGCGGAUUCGCUAUCGCUGCUUGUCGAUGGCGACGAGGGAUACCAAGAGGUAGUCGAGCUGGACGUGGCACUGCAUACCUUGCUGCUGGUCCUCUGCCGCAAGCAUAUUCUGCCUUGGUACGGCAAGCUGACAAGCGACCGCGCGUUUUUUCACGAAAUGGUCAGUGCACUGCGGCCUGUUGUGCAUGUGGUGCAGCAGCGGACCGGCGCGGUGGACCUCGCCGCGACCGAUGCGCUGCCCAAAGAGGGGCUGCCGGUGAACGAGACGGCAGAGCGGUACAUGCUUCUGUCGCCCCACCACGGCAUUGUCGACGGCGCGCUGGACGACGCCUACCUCCGAGCAACAAUUACCGCUCUACUCGAAAGCAUCCAGCGCGACGUGCCGGAAGGCGACCCCUCAUUUGCGCCGCUCGAGGUGGUGCUCGUGCGCGAUGUGCUCGUGUUUGCCAUGGGCGCCAUCCUGACCCAAGUAAGCCGCCCGCAGUUCCUGUGCAUGGUCAUGCACAGCAUCCUGGACAAGGCCCAGAGCGCGUACGAAGCACGCAUGACCAUGUCGACGAUGUAUAUUCUCCUGCUUUCCGUACGCAACACGGUCUUUCUCUUUCUCAAGCGCGUGUGGAAAUGGACGCGGGACCGCGCGACGUCACCUACCAUGGUCCUCUUUUCCUUGAUCACGGAAACGCUCCAGCUCUCUCAGCGGCCCAUUGGGGCCCUGCUGCAUGUCCUUUUGCUCUGUCUCUGCACCCUAUGUUCGCCAUGGCUCGACCGCGAAAUCACACGGCGUGCCGACGGAGCGGUGUACAAUUAUACCACAGCCACAGCAUCGCUCGAUGCGGUGAACGAGCUAUUGUCCCGCGAAGUUGGCCCUAGCACGUCAGAGCCUACACAUGACGAACAAAAGCGCGAUUGGGAGCGCCUGUGUGCACGCUGCUGGCUUUAUACCCCUGAAUUCCUACGGACCCUGUACGGUGCCAACGAGGAGAUCCAGAAGCAGACGAUCGCGCACGCCCUUGCGCCAUUCUUUUCACCUGCCGCUGCCGUGCCAAAUCUCUGCCCCACGAUGGUCGCGCUGGAUCCUUCGCAGCACCCGCACCGCCGCUGGAAUCCGCUGCAGCAGGAGUUUGUCCUGUGCUCGCCCCACCGUACGCAGAGGCCAUGGCAAGGCGCACAGGAAGAGGCGGGAAAAACACAGCUUCCGGAGUACGAUGAAAAGUGCUACCUGUGCCCCGGCAACACCCGUGCGACCGGCGCGACGAAUGACACGUACACCAACACGUUCAUCUUUGAGAACGACUAUGCAGCGCUAAAGCCGGACGAAGUGGAAGCGAAAGAGGGAAGCGACAGCAUUGCCGCGCGCCUCUUUCGCGUCGAGCCAGCGCGCGGAAAGUGCUAUGUUCUAUGCUUUAACCCCCGGCACGACCUGACACUUGCACAACUGACUACGCCUCCGUACUCGUCGCAAAAACAUAUUGUGCCGAUCGUAGAGGCGUGGAAGCAGCUGUACCAGCAAAUUCCCAAAGAGAAUCCAUUCAUUCGCUACAUCCAGUUUUUUGAGAACAAAGGGAGUGCGAUGGGGUGCAGUAACCCCCACCCCCAUGGCCAAGUAUGGAGCUUGGACUACGUUCCGAACGAGCCCAAGCAGGAAAUGCAGAGCAUGCGCGAAUUUGCAUUGGACUCGCGCAACGCCGAGGCCCAAGGCGCGCGCGACGCACACGGCCGGCCGUCGCUCCUGCUGGAGUAUGCGCACCUCGAGCUCAACACGCCUGAGCGUCCCCGUGUGGUGACGGCGAACGAGCACUUUGUGGCGCUUGUUCCUUAUUGGGCUGUGUGGCCGUUUGAAAUGCUCGUCGUGCCGCACCGCCGCUUUGUCGCAUCGCUCGCCGAUCUUACCCCAGACGAGACGGCAAGUUUUGCGGCGAUUAUGGGCGAAGUCGCGUGCCGCUUUGACAACCUUUUCCUGACCUCGUUCCCCUACUCGAUGGGGUUGCACCAGCGCCCGGUCCCGGCCGACUGUGCGCACGGACACGAAGGUGACAGCGACUUUGCACUGCUCCACGUCCACUUUUAUCCCCCCCUCUUGCGCAGCGCGACGGUGCGCAAGUUUUUGGUUGGAUUCGAGAUGAUGGCCGAGCCUCAGCGCGACAUUACUGCAGAGAGCGCCGCGGCGCGUCUGCGCGAUUGUGCCACGACGCACUUUGCGGCCAAGUUCCCGGAUGAUAGCAAGAGCAUCGAGGAGAAGGCGGCCGACUGCAACGAGCCCGACGACGACGACAAGCCCAAGGGCUCGGGCGGCGAUGGCGGCAAAGGGGGUAAAGGAGGAAAGGGCGGCCACGGAGGUGACGGUGGCAAUGGCGGCAAUGGAGGUAAUGGCGGAAAAGGUGGCCACGGAGGCCGUGGCGGUCAUGGCGGCAACGGAGGCAGCGGAGGCAGCGGAGGCGACGGAGGCAAUGGAGGCAGCGGAGGCAGCGGAGGCAAUGGAGGCUCUGGUGGAUCUGGAGGCUCCGGCGGAUCCGGUGGCUCGGGUGGCUCUGGCGGCAACGGCGGCUCUGGUGGCUCUGGUGGAUCCGGUGGAAAUGGAGGCAACGGAGGCUCUGGUGGCUCUGGUGGAUCCGGAGGCUCUGGCGGCUCUGGCGGCAACGGAGGCAACGGAGGCAAGGGCGGCCAUCGCGGCCAUGGAAACCAUGGCGGCAACGGCGGCUCUGGCGGCAACGGGGGUAACGGAGGAAACGGAGGCAAGGGCGGCUCUGGCGGCUCUGGAGGCAACGGAGGCAAGGGCGGCCACCGCGGCCACGGCGGCAACGGUGGCAACGGUGGCAACGGAGGCAACGGCGGCGACGGGGGCAACGGCGGCUCUCCUGGCUCUGGAGGCAACGGCGGCUCUGGAGGAAACGGUGGUAACGGCGGUAAUGGCGGAUUCCCUGGCUCUGGUGGCUCUCCUGGCUCGGGCGGCAAUGGUGGAAACGGAGGUAACGGAGAAAAUGGCGGCAAAGGCCCUGGCCACGGCGGCAAUGGAGGCAAUGGAGGGUCUGGCGGUAACGGAGGCAAUGGUGGCUCUCCUGGUUCUGGCGGUUCGCCGGGAUCGGGUGGAUCCCCCGGCUCUCCUGGCUCUCCUGGCUCUCCUGGUUCUCCUGGCUCGCCCGGAUCCCCCGGUUCUCCUGGCUCUGGUGGCUCUCCUGGUAACGGCGGCAACGGCGGUAAUGGCGGCAACGGCGGCAACGGCGGCAACGGCGGCUCGGGCUCUUCUCCCAGCACGAGCAGCACGUCGAACUCGCCCUCCAGCACUUCGCCGAGUUACCCCACUAGCUCGCCUUCGUCUUCCAAGUCCUCGUCCUCGUCUUCGUCGCCUUCGACCACGUCCAAGUCUUCGUCAACCUCAUCCAAGUCCUCGUCGACCUCGACCUCGAGCACCCCAGGAAACAGCGGCCCUGUUGGCCCCGGCGGUAGCGGCGGCGGUUCGCCAUGGACGCCGUACAGCCCCGGCUCGUCGGGAGGUGGUGGUGGUCCUGGUGGAUCCGGCGGCGGAUCCGGCGGUAACGGCGGCUCUCCUUGGUCGCCGUCUGGCCCUGGUUCGUCCGGUGGCCGUGGCGGCCCAGGUGGCUCGGGCGGUGGCUCGGGCGGCUCGCCUUGGACGACACCGUACAGUCCCGGCUCGUCGGGUGGUGGUGGAAGCGGUGGUUCUCCGUACUCGCCGAAUAGCCCCGGCUCGUCUGGCAGCCCUGGACCUGGCAGCCCUUACUCUCCGGGUGGCAGCCCCGACGUUCCCUGCCCCGAUGAAGGCGGCGACCAGGGCGGUGACAUGGGCCCCGAGGAGCAGCCGUGCCCCGAAGAAGGCGGUGACCAAGGCGGUGGCCAGGGCGGCGAGAUUCCUCAAGAACAGCCGUGCCCCGAUGAAGGCGGCGAUCAGGGCGGCGAGAUGCCCGGCGAGAUGCCCGACGAGGAGCCGUGCCCUGGUGAGGGCGGCGAUGACGGCAGUGGCGUCUACGACGGCGGCGACACUGGCGAUCAAGGAUACAGCCCUGAUUCGUGGAUGUCGCCUGAUCAAGAGCCGUGCCCCGACGAGGGCGUUGACGGCGGUGACGAUGGAUCCGGCGUCUUUGGCGGCGGCGACGGCGGCUACGACGGCGGCGACGACGGCGGCUUUGGGGGCGGUGACGAUGGAUCCGGACCCGACUCGUGGAUGUCGCCCGACGCAGCGCCGUGCCCCGAAGACGGCGGCGACUUUGGUGGUGACGGCGGCGACUUUGGCGGCGAUGACGGCUUUUAA